GUUUUGUUGAUUGUUAUUGUUUCCUUCGAUCAUUUUUAAUUAACCUUAUUGUAGCGUUUCUGAGGAAAGCAGCGGAACAAAACGAUGUAGAUAAAUAAGUAAAAUAUAUUAUUAAUAUUACCUGAUAAACAACACGUUCCAGGUCGGUUUGAUGUGAUGAUCUGCGAGUGAACAAAUUAAAUCACAAACAGAUUUGAUCCGCGAAUCACAUUUUUAGACAGAACUCAAUCUUCUUAAAACCCGACAAUGAACACAACAACGUGGUACUGCCGGCUCUGCGCGGGAUUAACAUUGCGCGCCAAAUUAGUAAACUUACAGACUGACGAGAAAUUAUGUGAAGAAGUUAUCAAAAAGCUGUCCAGGUUCCAUAUAACAAUGGACUUCCAGGAUAACAUUUUACCUAAAACCGUAUGCGAUGUCUGCAUUAAGUCUUUGGACCACGCAUUUAAGUUUAUUUGCGCGGUCGAUGAAGCCCAGGGCUUUCUAAGCGAUUUUGUUUUGGUGAAAUGUAGUGAGACUAGUGAGUGUGAUUUAGAACAAGAUACCAUCUCUUAUGAACUGGUUGAUACCAAUACCUGUGAUCCUAUGGAAAUAAGUGUCAAAGAUUGUUAUUCAAAUGACCAAGUUAAAUUUAAAGUUGAUAAUAGGGAUGACUGUAUUAAUUAUAUUAUUAAAAAAGAACUUGAGAUUGUGGGUUUGGAGCCUCUUGUUACUGAUACUUGUAGUACAAUUGAUCAUAAGGUCACCGAAAUUGUAGAUAUUAAGUCAAAUAUACCAUUGAAUAACAAUCCAGAUGAUAAUAUUGAAAAUAAUACAAUUAUUGUUACUACACAUGAAGAAGUAACAAAUCAUGAUGUUCAUGUCAUAAGCCAAGAUGAAAAAACUAGUAUAAAUGCCAGUGCAACCCUCGAAGACCAAAAGAAUACAGUUAAAAAGAAAAAUACUAAGAAAAUAAAAUUAAAGACACCAACACAGACUAAGAAAACUACUGAACCAAAGAAUGUUCCAAACACUGGAAACUAUACAGAAAAUGAAGUCAAUGAGUUGAUUAAAAACUUAGACUAUGUGCCUGAACAGUACAUUACAAAAACUUGGCAGGAUUACCUCUGGCAAUGUUCUCAAUGUGGAACUCAAUUCACAAAUAUGGAGGACCUCCAGAAACACUCCAUGGAGUUCCAUAACAGCUGUAGCUCCUACAAAUGAGCUGACUGUAGCAGCCGGACUUCAAAUCUCAAGAUUUUCCUGAAUCACAUUCAGGGACAUCACCACAAAUACCUGCGCUACUCAUGUUACAAGUGU
Messenger RNA from Spodoptera litura, 1299 nucleotides. NCBI's taxonomy places the organism in Eukaryota, Metazoa, Arthropoda, Insecta, Lepidoptera, Noctuidae. The record is from RefSeq and is a predicted model, not a curated record.